CCCGUGGGCCGCCGGGAUUGGCUAAUACUUCAAACGUGCUUUGAGUGUAUGUCCCCGCCUACUCAUGGCAUGUCAACAGACAGGUGGCCAUAGUCGUGGAAGGACUCGUGAAAACUUCAGAAAGAAAAUAAAAGGUUUUAAAGUCAAGUCGAGUUGGUGAUGCCUCAGCUGACCUUGUCUGCGGCUGUGCAACUGGCGCUCUUGCUGUCGGCCUUCCCGGCUCAGUACCUGAUCCACAAAUGGAGCGGCAACACUGCAGAGCAGCGCCUCAUCGCGUCAGCAAAGUUGAUUCAAAUGUGGAAAGAAUGGAGCAGUUCUUAUCUGAGCAUUUCAACCUGGAACGAGUGGAGCCAGCAGCAAUUUGCCAAAAUCUUGUCUGCGCUCGGUAUGGACAUGGAGGGGGAAGCCGAUUCGGCUCCUGUGGAAAACAUGAUGUUUGACAACGACCAAGGAUAUUUUGGAGCAUCCAAGGAGGUGCGCAGUCCACGGCCGCCUUACGUUUUCCUGCGGGUGGGCGAGGUCGUGGUGGAGCGCAAGACCCAACGGCUCGGCGUGGUGGUGAGCUGGGACAGUGAGAUGAGGGCCCCUGCUGAGUGGAUGUUCAGGAUGGUCAAAGAAACGCAGAGUGUUGCAGCCAAGAAGACUCCUCAUUACAAAGUUCUGUUCAAAGGGCCAGGACCUAACCAUGUAGUAGUGGCCUACCUGCCUCAAACUUACCUCAAGCGUGUCACUGGCAAAAAACCCAACAUUCCCACCUUGAACCAUUACUUCAGUGGUUUUGACGGUGUCCGCUUUGUGCCCCAAACGUGGCUGAAAGAGAUUUUCCCAGAGGACGACAUUGAUUUCUGAGCGCCAAGCUCGUGAGAUGACGGCGAUAUUGAUCGAGACGAUUCCAUCAAGAGCAGCAGCAGCAGCAGCUCAUUUGAAUGUAUUGUGUCGCAGAGGAGCGCGUACAAGUCUUCGCCACCAUUUGCAAUUAUAUCCAACAGUAGCCAUUUUGUCAUAAUGGAUUCAUUUUUUUAACAUUUAUCUUAAAAGAGAUUUUUUACGAUACAAAUCGGGCUGCAUAAUGUUUAAGUUUUAAAGGUAGCUUUACCCUCCUCAGAAGCUGCUUAUAAUAGCAUCAUCUCCAAAUGAUGCCGCUUGACUUUUGCACAGUGCUGUACAUGGACAACUUUGAAUGUAUAUGAAUGUGUGAGUUUGAAUAAAUGACAAUACAAACUCCCAA
Molecule: messenger RNA, 1228 nt
Organism: Syngnathus typhle (broad-nosed pipefish)
Lineage: Eukaryota; Metazoa; Chordata; Actinopteri; Syngnathiformes; Syngnathidae
Exons: 7
Coding region: 160-849 (229 amino acids)
Molecular function (GO): DNA binding
Source: RefSeq, a predicted model, not a curated record